This is a messenger RNA of Nestor notabilis (Kea), 1005 nucleotides long. RefSeq names its product guanine nucleotide binding protein (G protein), alpha transducing activity polypeptide 1 (gene GNAT1). Gene Ontology annotation, cellular component: heterotrimeric G-protein complex. The transcript has 8 exons. The annotation marks the transcript as partial. The record is from RefSeq and is a predicted model, not a curated record. Gene Ontology annotation, biological process: adenylate cyclase-modulating G protein-coupled receptor signaling pathway. NCBI's taxonomy places the organism in Eukaryota, Metazoa, Chordata, Aves, Psittaciformes, Psittacidae. Gene Ontology annotation, molecular function: G-protein beta/gamma-subunit complex binding; GTPase activity; GTP binding.
AAGAAGCUCAAGGAGGAUGCUGAGAAGGACGCCAGGACCGUCAAGCUGCUGUUGCUGGGUGCAGGUGAGUCAGGGAAGAGCACCAUCGUCAAGCAGAUGAAGAUUAUCCACCAGGAUGGUUACUCACUGGAGGAAUGCCUGGAGUUCAUUGCCAUCAUCUACAGCAACACGCUGCAGUCCAUGCUGGCCAUCGUGCGGGCCAUGUCUACCCUCAACAUCCAGUACGGGGACACAGCCCGUCAGGAUGAUGCCCGCAAACUGCUGCACCUCUCGGACACCAUAGAGGAGGGCACCAUGCCCAAGGAGCUGUCAGACAUCAUUGGGCGGCUCUGGAAGGACACAGGCAUCCAAGCCUGCUUUGAACGUGCAUCUGAGUACCAGCUCAAUGACUCGGCCGGCUACUACCUGUCAGACCUGGAGCGCCUGGUGACCCCUGGCUACGUCCCCACGGAGCAGGAUGUGCUGCGCUCCCGUGUCAAGACCACUGGCAUCAUCGAGACCCAGUUCUCCUUCAAAGACCUCAAUUUCAGGAUGUUUGAUGUGGGGGGCCAGCGCUCAGAGCGUAAGAAGUGGAUCCACUGCUUCGAGGGGGUGACCUGCAUCAUCUUCAUUGCGGCCCUCAGCGCCUACGACAUGGUCCUGGUGGAGGAUGAUGAAGUGAACCGCAUGCAUGAGAGCCUGCACCUCUUCAAUAGUAUCUGCAACCACCGCUACUUCGCCACCACCUCCAUUGUCCUCUUCCUCAACAAGAAGGACGUCUUCCUGGAGAAGAUCAAGAAGGCCCACCUCAGCAUCUGCUUCCCCGACUAUGAUGGUCCCAACACCUACGAGGACGCGGGCAACUACAUCAAGGUGCAGUUCCUGGAGCUGAACAUGCGGCGGGAUGUGAAGGAGAUCUACUCCCACAUGACCUGCGCCACCGAUACCGAGAAUGUCAAGUUUGUCUUUGAUGCUGUCACCGACAUCAUCAUCAAGGAGAACCUCAAGGACUGCGGGCUCUUCUGA